ACAUCGCCUUUGAAAAAGAAAUUCAAACUGUCUUUCAAAUAAGCAAAUAAAUAUUCUUUUUAAAUAUUACUAUUAUGAAAAUAGCAAUUGUUGGAGCUGGCGUCAUUGGGACCACAACAGCAUUACGGUUGCAAGAACAAUUUGGACAUAAAGUAUUAAUAACCAUUUUCUCAGAACAGUUUUCACCACAUACAACAGGUGAUGUGUCGGCGGGACUAUGGGGGCCAUACAUUCUCGGUGAUACUCCACAGGAAAAGAUUUUGAAAUGGUCAAAAGACACACACGAUUACUUUCAUAAAUUAUGGAAAGAUGGAUGUGCAGCUGAAACUGGAGUCUCGUUGAUACCAGCGAUGAGAGUCACAACUGAAUCAGAAGCGUAUGACGUUUUAUGGAAAGAUGUCGUUUUCGGAUGCAUUAAUAUGGAUGAGAAAAUGCUUAAACGCUUGAGCAAUGAACAUAAACGCAAUUAUAAGCAUGGAAUUCAAUUUAAUACUUUCAUAUGCGAACCAUCAUAUUUGCUUCCGUAUUUGUAUAAACUAAUAACCAAAGCUGGCGGUCGCUUUGAACGAAAACGCGUUGAAUCGUUUGAUGAGCUACAAUCGUUUGAUUUGGUGAUAAAUUGUACAGGGCUUGGGGCCAAAGUGCUAGUCAAAGAUGAUGCAAAACUGAUGCCCAUACGCGGGCAAGUCUCUCGCGUUAAGGCUCCUUGGAUCCUCCACGUCACUAUAGAUGACUCAGAUGAUGGCCGUUAUAUUAUACCCAACAUGCACACAAUUAUUUUGGGCGGAACACAUCAGGCAGAUGACUAUAAUAGAAAAGUGAGUGCCACCGACAGACAAUUUAUUUAUGACGGUUGCGUUCAAUUGAACGCAUCAAUAAAACGUGCCGAAAUCGUUAAGGAAAUGGUCGGAUUGCGACCAGGCCGAAGCCAAGUGCGAUUGGAACGAGAUACAUUCACCACCAAUAGUGGUAAACAGCUGCAAAUAAUUCAUAACUAUGGACAUGGAGGUAGCGGUGUAACUUUAUCUUAUGGCUGUGCGAUUGAAGUUGGUGACAUUGUCACUGAAAUUAUGACAGAUAGCAUAAACAAAGUGAAAAGCAAGUUGUGAAACACAAAAAGACAACAUCAUCAUUAAUAUUAUAAACGUAUACGUAUUUUGGACAAGGAACAUACGGAAUUUCUCAAGAAAAGUAUUUAGUUUCAGUGUUUGGCAAAAAUAUCUCUCCUACUAUCUAGAUAAAUAGUAGGUAGACAGGGAAUUUCAGAUCAAGUAUCUAGAUGAAUAUUAGAUAAAACUAUCUUUUUUAUAUAAAAGAUAAGAUACUUUUGAGAUAUCUUACAAGAUAUCUGUAGAUAAAAUGAAGGAAAAUUUGAUUGUUUUCAAAUUUGAGCAAUUGUUAAAAAAUAUUUCAGUAGCUAUUAUCAUUUAAAGAGAUUUUUUUUCGAAAUAAUUUUAAAUAGUUUUGUUGUGUUUAUUACAUCCCCCCGACAUGAAAAAAGUGACAUGGUGGCGCCAUGUACCUGUAAUAUGGUGGUGAAAGAACAAACUUUGCAUGUGCGACCACACAACGUAUUUGCGACCACACUGUGAUAGACGAUUUGUUUUUUCUUCUACUUUUUUUUGAACGAAAUAAAUUUUAAAUACAAAAAUGAUGAAAUCGCAAGGAAUUUUCUAAUUGUAAACAUUUUAUUUUUGAAAAUAGAUAAAUUUUAUGAUCACUCUUUGCGACCACGCACAUUUUGCAUUUGCGACCACAAAUUAUUUCAUCCAAGUUGAUAACAACUAACAUCAAUAAUGUGGUCGUACAUGCUCUUACAUGAAAAUUUGUUCUUUCACCACCAUGUUGUACAUGGCGCCACCAUGUCACUUUUUGCAAUACACUGUCAUGUCGCAGGGAUGGUUUAUUAUUACUAUUUAAAUUCACUUAAAUCAUCGAUUUUGAAUUUUUGGAGAAACAUUUGUCAUUCACAUGUUGCCUCAUAUAUGAGCAAUUUUGCAUUUGUGAACUGAAAACUAAAUUAGUUUCUUAAAGUAAUUUUGGACAUUUACAAAAUUGUAUGUUAAAUAAUAUGUGUGUAAUAUGCUUUGAGACUAAAUUGAGAUGUACGCCAUUUGAACAACAAACCAGACAAUAUAUUGAACUA
Messenger RNA from Contarinia nasturtii (swede midge), 2146 nucleotides. It is a transcript of the gene Daao2, whose product is annotated as D-aspartate oxidase. Gene Ontology annotation, molecular function: FAD binding; D-amino-acid oxidase activity. The record is from RefSeq and is a predicted model, not a curated record. Bases 75 to 1109 code for a protein of 344 amino acids. The transcript is spliced from 6 exons. Lineage: Eukaryota; Metazoa; Arthropoda; Insecta; Diptera; Cecidomyiidae.